CAUCGGCCACCGGACUUCCUUCUUCCUCUCAACCAAAUCCUGUCUGCCACUUCCAUUUCUCUCUUCCUUUCAACUAAAUCCAAAAUGAGUCUGUGCGGGAGUGUUUCUGCGGCAAACUUGACCUGCCAAACUAGCUCAAUACCCAUGGGAAAACAGAGUUUAAGGAGGAGGAGAUCAUCUCCUUUGCGGGUUGUUUUCUGCAUACUCUCUCAUCUCUUUGUUUUUUCCCUUUUAUUAAAAAAGAUUUCUUCUUUUGCUAUGGUGGUUUUUUGUAGGUAGUUUGUAUGGAUUACCCAAGACCAGAGCUGGAGAAUGCUGUUAAUUUCUUGGAAGCUGCUUCCUUAUCUGCAUCAUUUCGUUCUUCUCCUCGACCAAGAAAACCUCUCAAAGUAGUAAUUGCUGGUGCAGGUUUGGCUGGUUUGUCAACUGCUAAAUAUUUGGCUGAUGCUGGUCACAAACCUCUAUUACUGGAAGCAAGAGAUGUUCUAGGUGGAAAGGUGGCUGCGUGGAAAGAUGAUGAUGGAGAUUGGUAUGAGACAGGACUGCAUAUAUUCUUUGGUGCUUACCCAAAUGUGCAGAACCUGUUUGGAGAACUGGGCAUCAAUGAUCGCCUGCAGUGGAAAGAGCAUUCUAUGAUAUUUGCAAUGCCAAAUAAACCAGGAGAGUUCAGCCGGUUUGAUUUUCCUGAAGUUCUACCAGCGCCUAUCAAUGGAAUAUGGGCCAUCUUGAAGAAUAAUGAAAUGCUAACUUGGCCAGAGAAAGUGAAAUUUGCAAUUGGGCUCCUUCCAGCAAUGAUUGGUGGACAGGCAUAUGUUGAGGCUCAAGAUGGUUUAAGUGUUACACAGUGGAUGAGAAAGCAGGGCAUACCUGAUCGAGUGACUGAUGAGGUGUUUAUAGCCAUGUCAAAGGCUCUAAAUUUCAUUAACCCAGAUGAACUUUCAAUGCAAUGUAUAUUGAUUGCUUUGAACCGAUUUCUUCAGGAGAAGCAUGGCUCAAAGAUGGCAUUCUUAGAUGGCAAUCCACCUGAGAGGCUCUGCAUGCCUAUUGUUGAUCAUAUGGAGUCACUUGGUGGUGAAGUCCGACUUAAUUCCCGAAUAAAGAAAAUAGAGCUUAAUGAUGAUGGGACUGUAAAGAACUUUGUGCUAAGUGGUGGUGAUAUUAUUGAAGGAGAUGCUUAUGUGUUUGCAACUCCAGUCGACAUCCUGAAGCUUCUUUUGCCUGAAAUUUGGAGAGAUAUUCCAUAUUUCAAGAGAUUGGAGAAAUUGGUUGGAGUCCCAGUCAUUAAUGUUCACAUAUGGUUUGACAGAAAACUGAAGAACACAUAUGAUCACCUACUCUUUAGCAGAAGUCCCCUUCUAAGUGUGUAUGCUGAUAUGUCUGUGACAUGUAAGGAAUACUAUAACCUAAACCAAUCCAUGCUGGAGUUGGUUUUUGCUCCUGCAGAAGAAUGGAUUUCAAGAAGUGACUCAGAAAUUAUUGAUGCUACAAUGAAGGAACUAGCAAAACUUUUUCCAGAUGAAAUCUCUGCAGAUCAGAGCAAGGCAAAAAUUUUAAAGUACCAUGUUGUUAAAACACCAAGGUCUGUAUAUAAAACCAUUCCAAAUUGUGAACCGUGCCGUCCUUUGCAAAGAUCUCCAGUAGAGGGGUUCUAUCUAGCUGGUGACUACACAAAGCAAAAGUAUUUGGCAUCAAUGGAAGGUGCUGUCCUUUCAGGGAAGCUUUGUGCACAGUCCAUUGUACAGGAUUAUGAGUUGCUUGUUUCUUUGGGGCAAAAGGGGUUGGCAGCCGCAAGCCUCUGAUUACUGACUCGGAAUCAGAUUUUGCAAGGCAUGAGGGUGUUGUUACUGUAUGUCAUCAAAUUUGAUAUCAAUUACCCCACAAAACAUUAGAUGCAAAGAUGGCUUCCUAAGCUUAUAAAAAUCUAAGAGAUUCAUGUUUUUCAAGUGGAACAGCACCUAAAACUACAGUAUUCAUGUUUUUCAAGUGGAACAGCACCUAAAACUACAGUAUUAAAAUUAUUAGAGAGUC
Rubroshorea leprosula is the source of this 2028-nucleotide messenger RNA. Lineage: Eukaryota; Viridiplantae; Streptophyta; Magnoliopsida; Malvales; Dipterocarpaceae. The record is from the annotation of a GenBank genome assembly.